ACAAAGCCACGACAAGGGGAUUAACUUCCAAAUGACCCUCGCCGCGCGGCCGAAAGCGCCGCCGGAGCCCCACCCCUCGGACGGCCGGAGGUCUGGCUGCUGAUGGUCACAUGGGCCUCUCUCAGCAUGGUGGGAAGGGAAAGUUUAUUUGAAUUGCAAGCGCUGCCCGCCUGCCUGGGGACCAUCAAACUUGUGCUGCUCCGCUUCCCGGCCAGCUCUGCUGCUGCUCCUCCUUGAAGUUUGCUGCGCCCUCCGCCCCGCCAGCCCGGCUCCAAAUGCUUCACACAGUUUGCAAGUUCCCUUUCCCCAUUGUCCGCCCUCUGAUUCGAGGCUCCGCACGUCAGUCACGGGCUUGACUCUUGCCCCUCCCCGCCUCCCCGAUUGAGCGCUGGCUCCCCGCCUUCUUCCUCUGCUUCGUCCUGCCUCUCCAAGGCUGCGUCUGGUUGGGCGGGCGCCGCGCCCGUCACGCGGGGGAGCCAAUCGCAGCCGGCCUGCAUGCCCACGAGCGAGCCGGGAACUUGCAAUGGCUGACCAAAUGUCUAUGGGAAAUUUACAAGCACUCCCUGCACUUCUGAGUCCUAGCAAUUCAGAAGCAUACUGCACCCAUCUCUGGAAGUAGAGCAUCGCCAACGAGGCUAGUAGCUAUUGAUGGCCUUCUCCAUAAAUGUUUGCAAUCCUCUCUACGUGUUUGUUUGGAAACAAGCCUCACAUACAUAAAUGAUGUUUCCAACAGAGGCAGAAAGAAAAUAAUGGCUGGUAAUGACGACCUCUUAAAGAAUCUACAGAACAACUUGCAAGAGCUGAACAAUCUCCGCUCUAGGUAUUACAUAUCAGCAAAACGUACCUUGUCUGCAGGGGCCAAGUCACUGCUUCGUGACCAGCAACAACUGCCAAGGGAGAAUAUGAACAUCCAGCCGUUUGCUCCUAGAAAGAGCAUCCGCCACCGUAACCCCUACUGGCCUGAUGAAGAAAUCCGGACCUUCAUUGAGAUCUGGGGCGACGACCAAGUCCAAGCCUCGCUGGCCACCAAUUUUCGCAACGAGGCUCAGUAUGAGUGGAUCUCUGAUCGGAUGCGGGAAUACGGCUAUGACAGGGAUAUGAAGCAGUGCCGUUUGCGUGCCAAAGAGCUUCGGCGAGGAUACAAGGCCAUUGUUUGUGGAAACAACUCCUCUGUGAGUGGCCAACGUGCCCUGCCAUUCUAUGAUUCCUUGAAUAGUUUCCUGUGCAUGCACAAAGGCCUGGUGGUAUCCAAAGUCUCCCUCUCCAUAGAUCGGAGGAAUCGAGAGGCACAAAAGCUGGGUCUGGAGCAGGAGAAAAACGAAAAACUAAGCGUCGUCCUCGUUUCCGACGACGACGAAGCCUCCAUCCCAGAGCCUGCAGAUGACUCAAAUGGCUAUUUUCAAGACCCGCGGAUGGAUUCCGACCCCGUGAAUGCCCAAUCUCCAGAUGAUGAAUGGGAGCAGCACGGAGAAGACGACAUCCUGGCAGGUGAUGAGGCUUUGCCCCAUUUCCCCAGUGCUAGAGGAGAGAGCCAUUCGGCUGUCAAUUCAGGCCCAUCCAGCUCCUUCCCCAGGGGGCCCCUGGCCGACACUGACAGAGCGAGCAACCACUGGAGCAGGAAACAGAGGAGGCAACCCGACGCUGCCUCGGACCUCGUGGACGCCAUAUCGCAAGUGGGCGACAGGCUAGUGUGCACCCUGUCCGAUUUGCACUCGAGGCACAGGGAGACGUCUGAGCUUACACAGGCCAGGGAGAGCAAUGCCCGCAAGGAGGAGUUGACCAUCCUCGCAAGCCACGUGGGCCAGGCCACCAAAAACAUGGACAAACUCAUCACUCUUAUGGAGACGUCGACCAGGCGGAUCGCAGAUGCCAUGGACAGGCAAACAGCUGCCUUGGAGAACCUGGCACGGUUGUUUGCCACCAGGGCGCCACCUCCUCCAGUGCCCUCCACAUCCCAAGGGCAGCCUCCGCAUUCCUCCCCAAGCACCUCUGUACUGCUCCCAUCAUCAUCAUCAUCGCCGCCACCGCUGGCGCUGCACAAUGCUCCAAACGCUUUGGGGGCCCACCACGCCAGUGCUCCCAAAGCUCCAGAAUCACCAGCUCCCAGCGAGGCUGAGGAAUGCCAGCCAGAGAAAAAGAAAAUAAAAACAGAAGGCAACUAGUGGAAUCUCAUCAUUUGACAAUCCCUCAAACAUGCUUCUUUGCUCUCAUUGGGUAGACACUCAUCCUUAAAAAAAAAAAAACUCCUUUGAGGGGGAAAGUCAGGAUGGUGGAAGCUGUAACAAAUCUCUUUUUUUAAAUGUAGCCAGAAUUUCAGUUUGAAGGUAUGUUUGUGUAGAAAAGGGAAGGAUGAGUUUUGCCUAGGAUGACAAAACUGUAGAGUUCACUGGCAUUCCACUGUUCUGUCCCUUGCUCCAUAUUCUGCUGCUUCGUUAUGCAAUUCGGACUGCAGUCCCGUGCACAGUUGCUAGGGAGUAAAGCCCCACUGAACUGUGUAAGUGUGGUUCAGAUCUAGGCUUAGGCCACAGAGAAGGUUGGUUCAAAAUCUCUGCUCAGCCCUGAAGUUGGUUGGUGGCCUUUGUCAGCUGCUGUUUUUCCUCUCUCUAAAUGGGCAAUACAAAUAAUCUGCACUGCUUGGUGGUUUUGAAGAUGAGCAAUUUAAAGACUGUGAAUCAUUGUGCACAGUGAAACUGAUAUAAAUGAGUAGAGAACAUUC
Molecule: messenger RNA, 2716 nt
Organism: Podarcis raffonei (Aeolian wall lizard)
Lineage: Eukaryota; Metazoa; Chordata; Lepidosauria; Squamata; Lacertidae
Exons: 5
Coding region: 750-2162 (470 amino acids)
Source: RefSeq, a predicted model, not a curated record